This is a messenger RNA of Ochlerotatus camptorhynchus, 7445 nucleotides long. RefSeq lists its product as uncharacterized. Gene Ontology annotation, biological process: protein localization to ciliary inversin compartment. Lineage: Eukaryota; Metazoa; Arthropoda; Insecta; Diptera; Culicidae. The transcript is spliced from 2 exons. Gene Ontology annotation, cellular component: ciliary inversin compartment. Gene Ontology annotation, molecular function: protein binding. The record is from RefSeq and is a predicted model, not a curated record. The coding region runs from base 190 to 5574 and encodes 1794 amino acids.
AAUUGGAAGAUGAAUAUCGUACAAGUAACCUUGUAAAAUACUAAUGAACUAUUAUUAAAAAAAAAAUGAAUCUACAAAGGAGCGUAGAUGUGACUCCUCAGAGGCAAAUCUCAACUAACCCCGCCCACGGAGAUCAUAAAAUGUUGCAAAUGAUACGCUUCCGUUUGCCAUCCUAAGCAUCCGAACAGCAUGCUAUUCGAAGCCGUUCAAAAUGGUGACCUAGAGAAGGUAGCCACCCUGCUGGGCAACGGCGCCGAUGUCAACGAGCGGGACGAUAAGUUCUUCAACACCGCCCUGCACCGGUCAAUCUUUGCCAAAGAAAACCGCUACGAGCUGAUUGAUUUGCUGAUUUCGCGAGGAGCCGACUGCAAUGCACUCAACAAGAAGUACCUCACGGCUUCGGAGUUGGCCCUGGGGAAGAAGCUCGAUGAUCUGGCGAAGCACAUGGUCCUGCGAGAAACCGAACACAUCGACGACCAUCUGGCCUAUUAUCUGCUGAUCCGGCGUGGUAACCUGCAGCUGUUCGAAUUCCUGAUCUCGAUCAAGCGGCUCAAGUACGAGGAUGAGAUUUUGAUCAUUGCCAAGGCGUACGCCGAGCUGAAGCUGAAGAAUGUCCCCUUGAAGGAGCACAUGGAAGCGUAUCUGAACGAAAUACUGAUCAAUCACGAUUACUGGCUGAUCAAUAGCAGCAGCAGCAACGGGAAGCAGCGUAAGGAUCGCGUUCAGAAUGUGCACCGGAUUCGCGAGAUCGUGGACAACGUCCGGGAAUUGUUCAUCUCGUACGACAAUCACAACCUGAUGGAUGUGGAUAGUGUGUUCUUGCUGCGGUUGUCGUACAUCCUGGAAAACAUCUUCUUCAUUCGGAACCAGUAUAAGGAGCUUCCGUUGCAUCAUGUGGAGUUCUGUAUCGGCAUCUUCUUGCACAUUUGGAAAAACCCCCCGCACUACGAUAUCUACAGAACGAUGAUCGACAAAAGGCAGUUGCUCAUCUACUUGGAAGCCAUUGCCAGUGAGCUGAAGAAAAUAGUUGCCCUUCCGUGUUAUAACUUAACACCGUCCCCAAGUCCACCACCUUCAGCAAUAUCCAUCUCAUCGGAUUCAAGCUCUACUGCAUCAGCUUCGUCGCCGAUUGGAACGACCUCUAAUCCAUCAAAAACGCGCACACGGUUCCGAUGGUCAACGGAGCUGAACCGGGAGUUGCUGUUCUGUUACUAUGUAGUCACUAGUGGUGGCCAUAAUUUAGUCGGCUAUCGUCAGCGGUUUCACGAUCUGUGGUGCAACCGGCAAGUAUCCUGUGACCAUCUAACCGAACAGAACCUCUUCAGUCAACUGCGACGAAUACAGCGAGAUCAGCUACUUCCGGAUGACAUCUGCCGCAAGCUACGGUCCGAAGCGUGUGAGUACGAGUUCGACUACCACUGUUCACGAUCGCGUCCGUUGAGGAUCUCCGACAAGAAUAGGAAAGUGUUCCGAAAGCUAGCAAAGAACUAUAGCCGACUGAAGGAACUUCACUCGGUUAACCGAGCAUUGCACUACCUGAACUCGGUUAUCGACAUGAAGUUCAACGCCAGUAGGGAGAUUGACGUGCUAGCUAUGAAGAGGGUUGUGCAGGUUCUAGGGGAAACUAUUCGAAAUAGUAAGGACACUACCAAUAUCGGGAAGCAUUUGGCUAGCUUUCUGGGCAUUCUAGUUCCAAAAUACUUUCUAAAUAACACAAAAGCACGUCACUACUUGUCGCAUUGCCGCAGGGACUUCUCUUCGUUGCUGUACAUCGACGAACAGAUAGACUACGCUGAGCUGCACCGUAAUCUUAGGAUCUUGAGAAACCUCUUGUUGUACGUACAAAAUCUAGAAUAUAUCCUAGCGAUUAAGACCCUGAUGAAUCGCUUGUAUGACAGCAAAUGCAUAGAAGAAGUCAAAUCUUACUACGCUUACAUAUUUCGGAACAAUUCUAGAGACUUCUUGAAAGAUCUGGAAUUUGCUCCUUUCCUUCUGCUGGAAAUUCAUUCGAUCGUGAGUACGUUGAUCGAAGAUCAAUGCAAAGCUGGGCUAAAACUCUCCGAUCGAAUCGAGAAAAUAAAGCUCCGCAUUCGAAAAGAGAUCGACAGCUACAAAACUCUGCAUCAACAGUUCAGCAAUACGAUCCUGAUGAUCGACUGCAUUAUUUCCAAGAUCAAAUCCAAUAACAGUCACGAAAAAAUUCGCCACCUCGUUCGAUCGCAUCUGCGAGCAUUCCAGCUUGAUCACAAGGUGAGCCAACUCUUCCUGAGUCAGCUGCGAUCGCAGCUGCUGCUCUAUCUAUACGAUGAUCUCAAAUCGAUUGGCAGCGAACAGAUCCAAUCCCAUUCGGCACUUUUGGUUGCAAGGGUUCUCUUUGCAAUCGACAACCACCAGGUCCAACCGGGGUCGUUCGAUUGCAGUUACCCGAAAUCUUUCGCAGUUCCAUUCACGGAUGAUUGUACGACUUUGAUUGCUCGCCUGGAGACAAGAACCGGUCGAUCAUUCAAUUUCCUCCAUCAGGAUCCCAUUUUCCAAAAAUCGAAAGAUCACCCAAACAAGCGGUAUGAUCUUCUCCGUCAAUGCCUCUCCAAGCACAACGUCACUCUCGAAGCAUCCAUAUUGAAUGAACUCAAACAGGAAGACGAAAAUAUCGCCGAAAAUAAAGUAAGCCAAUUGCAGAACCUCUUCUUGGAUCAGAACAUGAACAUCCGAUCGCUCAACCGGGUUGAAGAGAUUGCAUUCGAAAUGGUUAUGCUGGAGGCAACGUGGGCACUGUCGCCGAGACUUCUGAACAAUGCCGACAGCCUUCUAAACUACGUUCCCGUUCUGACGGGGAGAAAUCUGCGGAACUACCUUGCCCACGGGAGCAUAACCUACGAAGUAUUGAUCUCCAACGUUAGCUUCAAAACCAUUCUACAAAACGCGCUCAGCAUAAUCAAACUCUCCAAGAACAUAAUUUCCGAAAUCUACGAUCGUCAUAGUUGGGACUUCAGUGAUCGAUUGGAAUGCUUAAAACAUCAAACGAGUAUUUUGGAAGGCUUCCGGUUUCAGAGCUCUAACGAAAUACGAACCACGAUCAAGCGUGAUCAGUAUCUGAUCGGGCAGAAUCAUCUGAAUCACGGCAUCGUCGACCAAUUAGUACAAACGCAAAGUUGUCUCCUCUUGGGACACCUCUUGGAUGUGGGUAAAGUCAACGACCUGCUAAAAGUACUCUGUCAUUUGAUGGAGGACAUCAGCGUCAUUCCGGCCAGUGGAAAGCUUCACGAUCUGGCUGCUGACCUGCCUGCUCGGAUACGAUUUUGUUAUAACCUCGCACUGCUGAGUAACGAAGAAGAUAUCCUGCUGAAGAUUGUCACUGACUUUGGAUACGAUCAAAUCGACGCCAUCCCAAUGAUCUUCAACUUUGACAAGCUGUUCACCAGCCUGCUGGAGAACCACCCUGAAUACGACGUCAAUACGGAUUCAAACGUGGAGAUUCUUCACUAUGCCGUUCUUUCCGGGAACGUGGAAUUGUUGAACCUGCUGCUGGAUCAGUGCAACGAUCUGAAUCAACGAGAUGUGUACAAACUUACUCCGCUGGAUGUGGCAUGCAAGCUGAGUAACUUGGAAAUGAUCAAAACUCUAACAAAUGCCGGAGCUAGGUGGUACACUAACAAUCUAAGCCAGUACACCUGGCUGUUCCUGAACAACGAUCACGAAGCGAUCAUAUUCCUGAAGAACAAUGAUCUUCUGAACGAAAAAAUCACUCGAGCUUGCAUCAACCUCUUCUUGCAGUACUGCGAUGACGACAAGGAAGAGAUAGUGGAAUUCAUGUUGAAUUAUGUGGAUUACACGAACCUGUAUGCGAUAGCGGCAAGAUUCAGAAGAGUUAACGUACUGAAUUUUAUGAUCGCCAAUGAUGAACGGAUGAAGGUCAACAUCAAUAGAAAAGACAGUAUGGGACAAACGGCGCUGCAUGUCGCUUGUGGGAAAGGAUAUCACGAUGUAGUUCAACUUCUUCUAAAGCAAGGCGUGAAUCCCAAUUUACAGGACGCAGCAGGAAACACCCCUCUGCAUCUUGCUGUUGAGUGCGGUGGCAUUGCAAUUACGAAAUUGCUAUUGAAGUUAAACGCGAAAAUAGACUUGGAGAAUCAGAUGAGCAGGACACCACUGGACUUAGCUGCUCAGUUGGAGAAUGUGCGCAUCGUUAAACUACUUCUCACACAGAAGCAGCCAAUUCGGGCUGUUCGGAUACCCGAAUCUCUUCAAUCGCUGGAAGUUCUGUGUCUGUUGAAAAUGGCGAAUGUAAAGUACAAAUUAGAAUCGGAUGCGUGCUACCAUGAUUCGUUAACUCCGCUUCACUUGGUCGAAGAUGAAAGCAGGUUACGGAUUUUGUUACACUAUUUCCAAGUAGAUGAUCAAAGUUCCCAGUUUAUGGAUACGCCACUUCACCUAGCUUGCUUGAUGAAUCGUGUCAAGAUCGUUCGCGUGCUGCUGCAACGCGGAGCAAAUCCGAGCCUUACGAAUUGUGAUAACCUUCUACCACUUCAUUUGGCAGUGAUCAACCGAAACGGGGAGAUAGUAAGCAUGCUGAUGGCCUAUGUUGAACAGCUGGACACAAAUUACGUCAAUUUAGCUCUAUCGAUAGCAGUUCAGAAAGGGUUCUUGGAUAUUGCAAGCAUCUUACUAGACUUCAGAGCGGAUAUUUCCGUACUAUCAUCGGCCAUCGGCGAUUCAGAGCGCAAUCUGCUCCACGCAGCUGCACGGGAAGGCUUCAUCAGAAUUCUACGCUACCUCCUACAAGAGCGAAUAUUCGAUGUGAAUGUCGAGGACUCCAGCGGGUUGACUCCGCUGUUUCACGCAGUGAUCAGCGGAAACAUCGAAACAGUUGAAGUGCUCCUACAGUACGGAGCCAAUUUAGAUCAUACAACUAAAUCCGGUCAAAAUGUCAUUACCAUAGCCACCAUGUAUGAUCGCCUGGAUAUCGUCCGGUAUUUUAUGAACAACUUCCCCAGCACAGUAGACUGCGUUCUGAGUCCGCUCAAGGGACAAAAUACCUGCCUUCACAUUGCCGUCCUCAAGGGAUCGCAGGCCAUGGUAGAAUAUUUCGUCAAACUUCACUUAGACAACGGCUAUCAUCUGAACGCGCAAAAUCAGGAAGGUUUCACAGCGCUCCACAUUUGUGCCCAGACUGGGAAUGAACGGCUUUUCAGGAUACUGCUGGAGAACGGAGCUGAUCCAAACGUCACCCUUGAUAACAAACAGUCGAUCCUGCACACUGCCGUUUCGAACAAGAGCAUGAACAUCGUCCGGAUCGUACUGGAUCGAGGGUUGAUCGAUCUGAACGCACACGAUGACGACGGUCGAACGAUUCUGCAUUAUUCCGUGUAUUCGAAGGAGGUAACCGUGGUACGGGAGGUCCUCAAGAUCCGUGGUUUGCAGAUCAAUCAACAGGACUGCGAGGGCAACAGUGCGCUUCAUUUGGCGGCAGAGAAUCAAUAUGUCGACAUCUACAAUCUCCUGCGUCGGCCAGUGGAUAACGAACUGAGGAGUCACGGCCGGAAACGUGCAAUCGAUGUUCUACUGAGGAAGUAGAGCUCUAGGAACUAGCGCAUACAGAUAGGUAUUGUGUACAGAGAAAUCCCAUGUCUUCGGAAGGAACUGUUGUGUUUUUUAUGUUUAUGGAAAAUCUAUAGAACUACUUGCAACUAUAACGGUGUCGUGUGAUUUUAUGUAUAAACUAGUGGUAGAUGUGAAAUUAUGGAAUCCAAAAUUUGUAGUGUUUGGUAUUUUAGGUAAUGAAUGCCGUUGCAGUUGGUGCCAGAAAGUGGGAAUUGUUUGCGGUCAUUUCCACCACAAGCUGUAUGUUCAGAGCAAAACAAUUCCAAAUGAGAUAAACAUGACCAAAAAAACACAUUCUGAAUAAGAAUAUCCAUUCACUUGAAAAAUAUUUGUAUAUCUGGGAUCUCCAAACAUAUUCAAAGAAAAGUAUUUGAAAUGUUGUCUUAGGCCGGAAUGUUAAAUAAUUUCAAAUUCGCUGGUCAGAUUUCUAAAACUAUUCCAACCUUUUCACUUUUUCUCAUUCUGCCACAGUGACUAAUUUAGUCUAAUGGAUUUCGGCCUAAUGGCGUUCUGUUCAGUGGCCAUCAGCCUAAUGGAACUAGUAUACAUAUAUUACUCGAGAAUCGCAUCAUAAAUCUUCGAAGAUUAACUAUAGGGUAAAUCAGUCAAGCAAAAUCAAACCAAUGAAUCGGCAGCUUUGACACCUGCUUAACUGGCAUCACUACAUGUGCAAUUGUACAUUUCAAAGCAAACGUUAAACCUUAGAUAUGUAUUAUUUUGUGUGGCUAAAUCAAUUGCAACAUCAAUAUUUGUAAACAAUAUAUUCCAAACAGAACACGCUUCAUGUAAAGUGUUGCCAUCUUCGAGUAAUCUUUCAAUUCACAAACAACUGAUGCAAAUAUUUGCACUGAUGUGGUCCUUCAAAAUCGGGAAGGAGCGGCAUCUGUCACUCGAUAAAGGCGCAAUAGUUCAUAAGACAUAAACAAUAGAUAUAUUUAUAUGUGACCAAUAUAUAAAUAUAACCGGAUACCAUUACAGCAGCUGCAAACAAAUCGAACCAAUUUACUAACAGACGUACACAAAACUACUGGAAAAUCGUGCAACACUUCGAUUUUUGUCUAUCUUACUUUCGAAAUCUAUAUCACAGAUGAACAAUAUAACUCAAAGGUGGAUUCUGACUACCAAAACUCAGAGUCCACUUUUUACCGUAAUAAACUUCACUAAUCAGUUAUCUUCAAACAGCAUUUUUGUUACUCAAACUGCAAUAACCAAAUAUAUAUGAUCGAUCGAUUUAUAUAUAUCCACCAUAAAUACAACCACAAUAACACAAGUAUUGAAUGACAGAUGCCGCAAAUUACCCCGUCUUCGGAAUAUGAAUCAUUUAACUAGCGCAAUCCUGUAAGUGAGCAGAAACUAGCCAGCUUUUCAGUAGCCGGUGUGUUUCUACUGCUAGAAAAUCGUAAGGACAGAAAGGUGAACACCUACACAUGAGAAAAUCGUUGAAACCCCCAUUAAUUGAACCAAAAAUGUCACAUUAUGAAAGCUAGUCAAUCAAAGUAACUUACCGUCAUAUGGAACCUAAAUGUCACCCACGAUGCAAAGCUGCUGCCUCGUGAUUGAUCUUUAUCUCAUCCCAAGAAGGAAGCAAUUCAAACCCGAAUCGAACCGUUUAUUGGUUUUCUAUCCUCCUUGCAGUGAAAAGUUGAGGUUAUGAAAUAAAAUCAAUCGAAAGGUUUCGAUUCGUGAAAAUAAAUAGUGUAGAGACAUAGCUAAAUCUGUGAAUUAAAAUUCACUACCAUAGAAAGCAAGAAAAAUCGCAUUUUAAAAAUGAAAACUCAAAACAUAGAACAAACGUGAGAUUCAUACAGAAACAAAAACUAGGAAAUCGAAAUAGUAAUGCAAAA